AUGAAAAACCUUGUCGAGCUUUUUGGUUGUUGCAUUCAUAAAGAAGAUAAGAUGCUAAUCUAUGAAUAUUUACCAAACAAAAGCUUGGACUACUUCAUCUUUGAAAAGUCAAGGAAGCAACUAUUGGACUGGAAAAAGCGUUUUGAAAUUAUUUUUGGGGUAGCUCGAGGAGUUUUAUAUCUACAUCAAGAUUCAAGAUUAAAAAUCAUCCAUAGGGAUUUGAAAGUAAGCAAUAUUCUAUUAGAUGCUUCAAUGGAGCCAAAAAUUUCAGACUUUGGGUUGGCUAAAUUGUUCAGGGAACAUCAAAUUGAAGCCAUUACAAAGCAAGUGGUUGGAACAUAUGGCUAUAUGUCUCCGGAAUAUGCAAUGGAUGGUCUAUAUUCUGUAAAAUCUGAUGUCUUCAGCUAUGGUGUCUUAAUACUAGAGAUCAUAAGUGGCAAGAAAAACACCGAGUAUGACAAAGAAAGCCCUUCUCUGAAUUUGAUAGGGAACGUUUGGAAGCUAUGGAGGGAAGGAAAAGGCUUGGACAUAGUUGAUUAUUCAUUGUUGGAACAUUCAUACCCUUGUGAAGAAAUUUUGAGAUGCAUUCAGAUUGGACUUCUAUGCAUUCAGGAACACCCAGCUGAUCGGCCAACCAUGUUUGAAGUUGUGUUCAUGUUAGGCAAUGAAACAAGUCUUCCUUCUCCUAAAAAACCAGCAUUUGUUUUUCGAACUCAAAGUGGGCAAGAAUCUUUAAUAACUAGAGGAGAAGUGUGUUCUAUAAAUGAUUGCACAAUUACUAUGAUUGAAGGUCGAUGAAAUUCUAGUAGGAUUUUUGAAGGAGAAAGGGUCACGUAUGUAAAUUCUUUGGAUCAAACAUGUUGUCAAUCUUACAAUGGAUGAGGCCUUAAGGUUGAACCACAUAAAUCUUAUCUCCAUGUUUCUUCUCUUUUGUAUAUUGUGUGUUUAUGGGAUUGUAUAAGAGGUACAGAUA
Molecule: messenger RNA, 973 nt
Organism: Hevea brasiliensis (rubber tree)
Lineage: Eukaryota; Viridiplantae; Streptophyta; Magnoliopsida; Malpighiales; Euphorbiaceae
Product: G-type lectin S-receptor-like serine/threonine-protein kinase RKS1
Exons: 5
Coding region: 1-798 (265 amino acids)
Biological process (GO): protein phosphorylation
Molecular function (GO): protein serine/threonine kinase activity; ATP binding
Source: RefSeq, a predicted model, not a curated record